Molecule: messenger RNA, 2283 nt
Organism: Helianthus annuus (common sunflower)
Lineage: Eukaryota; Viridiplantae; Streptophyta; Magnoliopsida; Asterales; Asteraceae
Exons: 6
Coding region: 1-2283 (760 amino acids)
Source: RefSeq, a predicted model, not a curated record
AUGGCUGGGGUGGAUGCGGCGGGUAGAUCAGGUGGCUUAAUUAGCAUGUGGGAUCUUUAUGUUUUUGAAAGCAAUGAUAUAAUUAAAGGGCAGAGGUUCAUUAUAGUACAUGGGGUUUUAAAACAUACGGGGGAACUGAUUAAUGUGGUCAAUGUAUAUGCUUUCAAUGACCCUGCUGAAAGGAGGGGUCUUUGGGAGGAAUUGGUGAUACUAAGGCAGUCAUUACAAGCUGAGCUGGUAGAAUAUCAAAUGGGCGGACGUAAAUAUACAUACCAUUCUGAUAAUGGCGUGCAUAAAAGCAAAUUGGAUCGCUAUUUGGUGUGUAGGGAUUUUUUUGCUAAAUGGCUGGCGGCUUCGGUUGUUGCUUUGUCCAAUAUGGUCUCGGAUCACUGCCCUAUCCUCUUGUCUGUUUUGGGGGCUGCUGCUUUGGGUCUUGCGGUAAAACUGAAGUGGAUUAAGUUCAAAUUAAAAGAGCGGGUGAACACAAUAAAAACGGAGGAGGAGUUGAUUUACAAAGAAAACUUGGCAAUUUUGGAAAACUUGGAAAUACAGGCUGAAGAACGUUUAUUGUCCCCAAAUGAGUUGGUUAACAGAGCUGAGUGCAAAAAGGUGAUUAUGGAGAUAGAUCAGGCUAAAGUUAUGGAUUUGAAGCAGAGGUCUAGGUUAAAGUGGGCCAUUGAAGGGGAUGAGAAUUCGUCUUUCUUCCAUAAUGUCGUGAAUGCAAAUCAAAGCUCGAAUCGGAUUAAUGGGUUGGUAAUUAAUGGAGCAUGGGAAACGAACCCGGUGUUGAUCAAGGACUCAAUUUGUUCUUUUUUCGCUCAAAAAUUUCAAGAGCCUUUGCCCGAUAGGCCUGGUUUGAUAUGCCCGUGUUUAAAUCGAAUUUCGGCAUCUGAUGGUGAGUUAUUGGCAGCCCCGUUUUCGUUAUUGGAAAUCAAGGAAGCCGUGUGGGAAUGUGGUGGAGAUAAGGCGCCGGGCCCGGACGGUAUUAAUUUCAGGUUCAUUAACCGGGUUUGGGCAUCCUUACAAGCAGAUUUCAUCCGAGUUUUUGAGGAAUUUUCGGGGAAUGCAACUAUUUCUGCAGGUUGUACUUCAUCGUUCAUCGCUCUCAUCCCUAAGUGCUCGGACCCAGAUGGCAUGGGAGAUUUUAGACCUAUUAGUCUUAUAAGUUGUAUAAACAAGGUGAUAUCUAAAGUACUGGCGAAUAGAAUGAAGUUGGUAAUAAAUAAGUUAAUUUCGGAGGAACAAACGACUUUCUUAGCAAACAGGAGCAUAUUAGAUGGGCCAUUGAUUCUAAAUGAGUUGAUACCAUGGUUGAGGUCAAAGAAGAUGGAGGGUUUUAUUUUUAAAGCGGACAUUGAAAAGGCUUAUGACUCGGUGAACUGGGGGUUCUUGGAAUCCAUAAUGGAACAAAUGUGUUUCCUGCCGGUGUACACAAAAUGGGUUAUGGCUACAGUGGAAAAUGCUAGGGCCUCUGGGUUUGAGACAAGGAGACCCGUUGUCUCCGUUCUUGUUCAUUCUCGCUAUGGAAGCAUUGACUGGCGUGAUGAAGAAGGCAUAUGGUCAAAUCAUAGUGUGAACAAUUUGAGGAGAAUCUUAAGGUGCUUUUAUCUUACAUCCGGGCUUCAAGUGAAUCUUGCAAAAAGCAGUGUAUUCGGGGUGAAUUGGUCGAAGUGUUCAAGAAACAAACGGCUAGCGAUUUGGAAGGCAAAAAUUUUAUCGUUUGGGGGAAGGUUGACAUUAAUUAAAUCGGUGCUUAAUGCACUUCCUACGUAUUACUUCUCACUAUUUAGAGCGCCUGAACAAGUAAUUGAACAACUUGAAAGAUUACGCCGGGAAUUUCUUUGGGGCUUAACACCGGAGAAGGGUAAAACGGUUUUGGUUGCGUGGGAUAAUGUCAUGACGCCAAAAGAUUUGGGAGGAGUUGGUGUAGGGUCACUAAAAGAUGCGAAUUUAGCAAUGCUUGCUAAAUGGUGGUGGAGGUUCAAGACGGAUCCAGAUAGCUUAUGGCGUAAGGUAAUUUGGGGGAUUCAUAAUAGUGAAAGGUCGUGGAACCCGAUACCUCGAAAGAUGACAAUAGCCGGACCGUGGAAACAAAUUUUUAAAGUGUCAAAGGAUAUGGAAAAAUAUGGGAUAGUUUUAUCGGAGUGCUUUCGGGUCAGUCCCGGAGUUGGAGACACGGUGUCGUUUUGGAAAGAUAAAUGGACAGGAGACGGGACGCUGCUUAGUCGCUACCCUGGGCUUUAUCAGUUGGAAAAGGUGAAAAACGCAGCAGUUUCGGAUUGA